This is a messenger RNA of Etheostoma spectabile (orangethroat darter), 6680 nucleotides long. It is a transcript of the gene ap3d1, whose product is annotated as adaptor related protein complex 3 subunit delta 1. The transcript has 35 exons. The coding region runs from base 240 to 4097 and encodes 1285 amino acids. The record is from RefSeq and is a predicted model, not a curated record. Gene Ontology annotation, biological process: Golgi to vacuole transport; neurotransmitter receptor transport, postsynaptic endosome to lysosome; anterograde synaptic vesicle transport. Lineage: Eukaryota; Metazoa; Chordata; Actinopteri; Perciformes; Percidae. Gene Ontology annotation, cellular component: AP-3 adaptor complex; terminal bouton; presynaptic endosome.
CUUAAGACGCCAUUUUGUCAGCCAUUUCCUACACUGAGCCAUUGCCAGCGUCUCUGCACAAUAUAGGACGCCCCGUCUGCACUCAGCUUCAUCUACCCGGGCUUGGCAAACAGCGGCGGACCCUGCACAUACGGUACCCGGGUGGAUGAGAGACAGUCUAGAGGGUCGGUCAGUACCCACUAGACCUCUGGAAGGCGUUUGGCCCCGCAACUCAGAAGCGGUACAAGUCACAGGCAGACAUGGCUUUGAAGAUUGUCAAAGGGAGCAUCGAUCGGAUGUUCGAUAAAAAUCUCCAGGAUUUAGUACGUGGCAUUAGAAACCACAAGGAAGAUGAGGCCAAGUACAUCUCCACAUGCAUCGAUGAGAUCAAACAGGAGCUCAAGCAGGACAACAUCGCUGUCAAAGCCAAUGCUGUGUGCAAGCUCACCUACCUUCAGAUGCUGGGCUAUGAUGUCAGCUGGGCCGCUUUUAACAUCGUUGAAGUCAUGAGCUCCUCCAAGUUCACAUACAAGAGGAUUGGCUACCUGGCGGCCUCGCAGUGCUUUCACGAGAGCACUGAUGUCAUCAUGCUGACAACCAAUCAGAUCCGAAAGGAUCUCAGCAGUCCCAACCAGUAUGACACAGGUGUUGCCCUCACUGGCCUCUCUUGUUUUGUGACCCCUGACUUGGCGCGGGACCUGGCCAAUGACAUCAUGACACUGAUGUCACACACUAAACCCUACAUCAGAAAGAAAGCGGUGUUGAUCAUGUACAAGGUGUUUCUGAAAUACCCAGAGUCCCUGCGACCUGCUUUCCCCAGGCUCAAGGAGAAGCUGGAGGACCCAGACCCAGGUGUCCAGUCUGCAGCAGUAAAUGUGAUCUGUGAGCUGGCUCGGAGAAAUCCCAAGAACUACCUGUCUCUGGCCCCACUCUUCUUCAAACUCAUGACCUCCUCUACUAAUAACUGGGUUCUCAUUAAGAUCAUCAAGCUGUUUGGUGCACUCACACCACUGGAGCCACGGUUGGGGAAGAAGCUGAUCGAACCUCUGACAAACUUAAUCCACAGUACCUCUGCCAUGUCUCUGCUGUAUGAAUGUGUCAACACUGUGAUUGCAGUGUUGAUUUCCUUGUCUUCUGGGAUGCCUAACCACAGUGCUAGUAUCCAGCUCUGUGUGCAGAAACUGCGAAUCCUGAUAGAAGACUCGGACCAGAACUGUGAGCCCUCUGUCAAUGCCUGCAUGAAGUACCUGGGCCUGCUGGCAAUGUCAAAGAUCCUAAAGACCCACCCCAAGUCAGUGCAGUCUCAUAAGGACCUCAUCCUCCAGUGUCUGGAUGACAAGGAUGAGUCCAUUCGCCUGAGAGCUCUGGAUCUGCUCUAUGGCAUGGUAUCCAAAAAGAACUUGAUGGAGAUUGUAAAGAAGCUGAUGCUGCAUGUGGACAAAGCAGAAGGAACCACCUACAGAGAUGAACUGCUCACUAAGAUCAUCGACAUCUGCAGCCAGAGCAACUACCAGUACAUUACCAACUUUGAAUGGUACAUCAGUAUCCUGGUGGAGCUGACCCGAUUAGAAGGCACACGCCAUGGCCACCUCAUUGCCUCUCAGAUGCUGGAUGUGGCCAUUCGGGUCAAAGCCAUCCGGGUCUUUGCUGUUGCCCAGAUGGCCACUCUGUUGGACAACGCCCACCUGUUGACCGGCAAUGUGCAGCGAAAGGGCAUCUGUGAAGUGUUGUAUGCCGCUGCCUGGAUCUGCGGUGAAUUCUCAGAACACUUGGACAACCCGACGCAGACGCUAGAGGCUAUGCUGCGGCCCAAGGUGGCCACCCUACCGGGCCACAUCCAGGCAGUGUAUGUGCAGAACGCAGCCAAGCUGUUUGCCACCAUCCUGAAGAGCCAGGAGGGAAACACGGACAGCACAGCAGCGCAGGAAACCAGCCAGCUGAUGAUAGACAGGCUUCCUCUGUUUGUCCAGAGCGCCAACCUGGAGGUGCAGGAGAGGGCGUCUUGCAUCCUUCAGCUGGUCAAGUACAUCCAGAAACUGCAACAGAAGGAUGUAGAAAUAGCGGAGGAAGUCAUUGCUCUGUUCGCUGGAGAACUCAACCCUGUUGCCCCCAAGGCACAGAAGAAAGUGCCUGUUCCUGAAGGUCUGGACUUGGAUGCCUGGAUCAACGAGCCUCCAUCUGAGAGUGAGUCUGAGGAUGAGCAGCCCAGGGCUAUUUUUGCCAAGGAGGAGCCCAAACACUCCCGCCCCCGGCACACAGAGGUAGACGAGAAGGAACUGGCGAAGAGGAGAGAAGCCAGAAAGCAGGAGCAAGCCAACAACCCGUUCUACAUCAAGUCCUCCCCGUCCUCUCAGAAGGUGUACCAGGAGGCCCCCGGAGUGGAGCACAUCCCUGUCGUGCAGAUUGACCUCAGCGUGCCUCUUAAAGUCCCAGUCUUCUGUCCCACAGGUCUGCCCAUGUCUGACCAGUACGUAAAACUGGAAGAGGAGCGUCGGCAGAAAGACAAAGCAGAGAAGAAGAAGAAAGAGAAGAAGAAGAGGAAAGAAAAGCGCAGCGGCCGGGGGAAGAGACAUGAUUCAGGCCCAGAGAGUGAGGAGGACAUCACGCCUGCGCACAUGGUCGACAUUGUUACCGAGGAGAUGCCAGAGAAUGCCUUACCCAGUGAUGAUGAUGACAAAGAUCCCAAUGACCCUCAUAAAGCCCUGGACAUCGACCUGGACAACUUGAUGGAAAUGGCUGGGCGCAGGCCACUUGCCGACAGCGAGAAGCUGCCAGUCAGGUCGCACCGUGCAGCAGAGGUUCUCAAAAGCCCAGCUCAAGAUGGAGACGCAGAGAGUGCCGUGUCACAGGAGACCAAGAAGAAGAGCAGCAAAGAAAAAAGAGAGAAAAAGAAGGAUAAAGACAGGGAUAGGAAGAAGAGCAAAGAAGACAAGAAGAAGAAGAAGAAGAAACACAAAUCUGAAGAAAAGGGGGAGGAUCUUCUCGGAGGACAGGAAGACGGGCCUGUGGGCCAAUCAGAAGAAACCAGUGAGGUGGCUGCACAGCCCACCUCUACCACUGCUGAGGUUUCGGAUCUGGAUUUCUGGCUCUCAAACGCUCCAGUGCCCUCUAACACCCAGGAAGCAGCAACCGUAGCAGCAGCAGAAGCAGCCCCCGUGUCUGAGUUGGCCUCUGGCACGGCGCCAGACUCCGAGCCUGAUGAGCCCAAAGACACAGAGACGGAGGAGACUAAGUCCUCCAAACACAAGAAGAAGAAGCAGAAAAAGGAGAAGGAAGAGAAGGAGAAGAAAAAGAAGAAGAAACAUCAUCACCAUCAUCACCACAGCGACGGAGGUGGAGAGGAGUCGGUGCAGAAUGGCACUGUGGAAGAGGAAGAGCCUCUGCCGCCCAUGUCCAAUUACUGCCUGCUGGCGGAGAACUCCUACAUCAAGAUGAUGAUGGAGGAUGCUGAUCAGGUUAACGACAUCCAGGGGAACCUGCAGGAUGGCAGUCAGGUGGUGGUGUCUGUUAUAUUCGAGAACAAGUGUGACAGCUUCCUCAAAUCCAUGGAGUUCAACGUCCUGGACUCUCUCAACUCCAAACUGCAGAGGCCAGAGGGGUCGGGUCCACAUGACGGCCUCACCGUCCCCUUCCAACUUCCACCUGGGGUGUCCAAUGAGGCGCGAUUUGUCUUCACCAUGCAGAGCAUCAUAAUGCCACAGAAACUGAAGGGAACCCUCACCUUCAUAGUAAAGAAUGAGGACUCCUCCACUCAUGAGAAACUGGACUUUAAACUGCACUUUACCUGCACCUCCUACCUAAUCACUACUCCCUGCUACAGUGAUGCGUUUGCAAAGCUGCUUGAGUCGGGCGACCUGAAGUGCAGUUCUGUCAAACUGGAGGGAGUCGUCAUGCCCUUCCACCACCUACUGGCCAGGAUCUGCUUCCGCCACCAUUUCUCUGUUGUGGAGCGGAUCGACUCCUGUGCCUCAAUGUACAGCAGGUCUAUCCAGGACCACCAUGUCUGUCUGCUGGUCAAAACUUCCGGUCAGACAGUGUCCAUUGACGCUAAAUGUGACGAGCCGACGCUGCUUGGGAAUGUGCUGGAUGAGAUCAAGCAGACCUUCUCUCAGUGCUGAUUGUGUCCAACAGCCCCAGGGUGCCCCUUCCCCCUUCAUGCCACCCCCUCCCUCGCUGAAACACAACAUAAUCAUGUUACGAAAACACUGCGGCUGGCACCUCCAGUCUCGUUCUAUUUAUUAGUCCUCAGAUUCGCAAGAUUUCUAUCCCCUUUUUCUUCUUCAGUGUCCCACCAUUUUUCCCGCUGCACUCUGAACUCUGUGAUCACUCCCUGGCACUUGGUGUUGUUUUACAGACUCACUGUGUGUACAUGUGCCGUCUUCUCUGCGCACUUUCAUCUUUACUUCCUGGUUUUCGAACCCCCAACAGCUACCAUGUUCCUCCCUGACUCUAUACUGAGCGCCUGUUUCUGGAUGCCCUGCGUCCUCUGCUCUUUCCUGUGUACCUCUCAUGUUAUGUAAUGUUGACAACUGAACUGUUGCUGUUGAUGGUUGAAUUGUGAUUUUACUGUUUUGAAGGUUUUGUCUUUGGUUUGUUUUUGUUUGUUUUUAUCUCUUUUUUUUGUGGUAUGAAACUGCGCCUUUUGUCUCGCGCCCUUUUUUCUCCCCACUAAACAUAAGUGUGCGUGCUGCUCAGCUUUGUAGGCCUGGAAAAAAACCUGCGACUGACUCUUUCUCAGACUGGUCCUAGCUGAAACAAUGGGGACUCUCACCCGCUUUCACCCCCCACUGACCUGAACACCAGAUACUGAGCUCCUGCAGUGUGAACAGCAGAGAUGAAACCACAUGUAAGGCAUGGGUUUUAAACUUCUUUCAGAGCUGUUGCCCUACUUGCCUUUUGUCUCAGAGCAGAUCUCCUAGUGUUAGUUCAACACAAUCCUAGUGUGGCACUACGGGUGAUUUGUACAGUAGAUCAGGGGUUUUGCUCUGUGCCUUAGCUGUGCAGUCUGACCUACUCCAGCGCUUCAUGAGUCUUGUAGAGCCCCACUUCCCUCCCCAGUAUAUCUGCUCCCAGUUCAACUGUGCUAAACUGCAAUUUGACCCCUCUCCUCCCAAAAAACUACCAACAUAUCAUUCCUUUCACAAAUCAAAGAUUAAUUUGAAGUCAGAAGAGAUUGAAAACUCCAGAGUGUAAGUGUAAUGUGAGAUUUCUAUUUCACCACAGGACAGUUUGCUGUCAGGCCACUGCCACCUUUUAUCAGCUUCUUCUUUAACUCAUAUAUGUUGGUUAGUUGUAUGGAGGAUGUUCUAUUACUGUAAUACACAGAACGAUACUGUUAUUUCUAUGAAACCUUUGUGGUACCUCACCAUGUGGUCAAGUUAAUGAAGGAAUAAUCUGGCAUCAAGAGAGCUGCCCAUGUUACAUCACUGCCCUGACUCACUUCUCUGGAAAGUCAAAGGACUUAGGAACAACAAAGUUACACUAUCAACUUGUCUUUGAUUUUAAAACCUUCAUUCAGGUUGCAAGUUGUUUUCUCUGUAAGCAGAGACUGGUAAGUGGUCAGUGGUUUUAGGUUCCCUUUCAAUCAGUGUUAGGCAAUGUGGCUUCCAAUGUAGGGGAGCCUCCACAGUGUCAACAGCAAAGUGAAGUUGUGUCUGUCUUUGUGUGAAAUUGUGUGAGACAUUUACACCUGUGCCACUUUGACGUUUGCAUCACAGUCGCUGCACCCAGGUUGGCUGACACCCAGUUGGCAUGUACCCAGAUAAACCCCAAUGUUUCUUUUCCUUUUAGUAACUGCCUUGCCACUUUCUUGUACAUUGACAUGUUAUGAUAAAAUGAAUGGCCAUUUUUUUUUCUUUUUCUUUUUUUUUUAAAGAAAUGGCUGCCUCUUGGAACUUUCUCAGAGGUACUUUUUAGUUUGUCAUUCUGUCUGAAAUCACCACCUGGUCCAGCACGACUUAAAACCUUGUAGUAGCAAGAUAAAAACUGACUUGGUAGUGUCUCAAAUCACAAAUACUGGUAAGGCCCUCAUGUCUGUCUGCUAUUGUAGAUAAGGACUAUGAUAAUGAUGUCUGUGACCUAAAGAUCAGGUCAGCCAUUCCGCGAGAUCUUCUGUCUAGUAUUAGAGCGGCUGUAUUCCAAGAAUGGCAAUAGAAAAUAAGUAUAUCUGUAAUUCCUGUUCCUGAUAUAAAAGAAACUGGAAUGGAAAAAAAAACUCCCCUAAUCAUACAUUGUCCUGAUUCUGAUCAUUUUACUGUGCAUAUUUGAUUAAAAUUUGUAUAUUGCAUGAUUAGGAAUGUACACUUUUUAUUUCCCUUUUAUUUCUGUUCCAUUGACAUGCUUACACAAAGAAAAACUUGCCAUUCCAUUUUGUCCUUUUUCUUUAUAGUUUUUUUAUGAAGUUUACUUGAUUAUUCUCUAUUUUUGAUGGUAUUGUGUUUUUAUCUAUUCUAAGUUCAGACAAAUAAAAAAAGUGAUAUCAUUGAAUGUUUUAAAUUAUUAAACACAGGGGAAGGGAGGGGAGUAAUAUUCAGUGUCAUGACAGUGACGGCAUGGGGCUCUGAAUAAUUUGAGUAGAAAAGGUCAUUUGAAGCAGUGUACUGAGAGGCAACCCACUCUGUCUUAAUUCUCUAAUGGUUCAGUUGUGAGUUAUUUUACCAAGUUUGGCUUGUGACAUUUAAAUAUACUCUCGUAUGACUCUG